CAGUUGUCAAUUUUUUUAUUCCGGCAAGGCGGUGCGGACGCUCGACUUUCCGCAAUAUUUCAAGUUAUUUAAAAGUGUUUUGAAGUUUAACGCUGUUGCUUAAUUUAUGAAUACAGGUUUGAACCUACAACAGUUGGGCUUUUUGCAUGAUUUGUGGAAAAUAAUUGUAAAAUCUAGAUCGAGUUGCCAAUCUGUUUUUUAAUACCAGAAACAUUUUUUUUUCGAUGCUCGGGUGGCAAAGCGUUGAAAAAAGGUAUACUGUGAAGGUAGUGGCGGUUUCGAGAAGAUUGUCACUCAAAGAAGUGAGAUCGUUCGGGAUAUCAAUUGAAUUUGGAAGAUGAGAAAAACGCGGCAAGCCGCAGAAUUUUCAGAACUUAAGGAUCUGGUGCAUCAGCUUCGUAUAUCUGAUUUACAGCAGCUGCUUGGCGAACAUAACAUCAGCCGAAGUGGGCGAAGAAGUGAACUUAUUGAACGCGUUUUGAUACUGGUUCGUCAGAAUAUCUCAGUGCUGAAGUAUAAAGUACGCGAUCUUCACAAGAAAGUUCAAGAAGAAACCGAAUCAUUAGCAAAAGAAGCUGAGAUCCCCAGUGCAUUAAAGGCACCAGUUGAUAAUCCUCUAUUUACUUCACCACCGUUGGUCAGCAACCCAAUCGUAAACCCCCCCUUGCAGAUCGUUCCACGCGCAGCUUCCAGCAUGUAUCAGCAGCAAUACGCCAACGCCGUACAGAAUGACAACCGCGGAGCACAAGUACAUGCUAACGGUAUCGUUCCAAUUCCUUACCCGGAGACAACACCCAAUCCGGGCUACCCAAUACACCCGGAUGUUAAAUUGAAAAAACUGGCGUUUUUUGAUGUACUUGCCACGUUAUUGAAACCUGCUACACUCGUACCAAGCAACACAACACAACGAGUUCAGGAAGGUUCUUUCUUUUUUCAUUUAACUCCCCAACAAGCAACUGACAUCGCCACCAACAGGGACAUUCGUAACGCUAACAAAAUUGAACACACAAUUCAGGUGCAGUUACGAUUUUGUUUGUUGGAGACGUCGUGUGAACAGGAAGAUUAUUUCCCUCCGAAUAUUGCAGUCAAAGUGAACAACAAAUUGUGUCCACUUCCGAAUCCCAUUCCAACUAAUAAACCAGGAGUUGAGCCAAAACGCCCUCCUCGCCCAGUUAAUAUAACGCCAAAUGUAAAACUUUCACCUCUUGUUGCAAAUCACAUUGCGGUCUCUUGGUGCACGGAAUACAAUCGGGGUUAUGCUGCAGCCUGUUAUUUGGUACGCAAGCUGACGUCCACUCAAUUGUUGCAACGUAUGAAGACCAAAGGUGUAAAACCAGCAGAUUACACAAGGGCGUUGAUCAAGGAAAAACUAAAUGAGGAUGCAGACUGCGAAAUUGCAACGACUAUGUUGAAAGUUUCUUUAAUUUGUCCUCUUGGCAAAAUGCGCAUGGCGACUCCGUGUAGAUCCUCCACAUGCUCACAUCUACAAUGCUUCGAUGCAUCACUUUACUUACAAAUGAACGAACGUAAGCCAACCUGGAACUGUCCAGUUUGCGACAAGGCUGCCAUCUACGACAAUCUUGUUAUCGACGGUUACUUCCAAGAAGUUCUAGCGUCGAACAAACUGUCCUGCGAUGAUAAUGAAAUUCAACUACACAAAGAUGGAUCAUGGAGUACACAUGUGAAAACAAAUGAUACAUGUGCGAUUGAUACACCGAGUAAACCAGUGCAGAAAGUAGAAGUUAUUUCCGAUGAUAUUGAACUUAUAUCGACUGAUCCUCCAAAGUCAAGCAUCAGCCAGGCCAGUGUGAUAUCGAGUAGCGAACCCUCCUCGACAACGGCACCAUCGAAUGAAACGGUCGAUUUAACAUUUAGCGAUUCUGAUGACGAAGAUCUGCCCUUAAAGCGUAAGACCGUAACGCGCUCAACCGGCCACGGUAAUGCGAGUGGGAACACCACUAAUGCCACCAUCACUAGUACUUCAAGCACAUCUGCAACCUCAGUUGCUGCAAUCGUGUCGAAACCAAAAAUUAAUGAAGAAAUCGUCGAGAGAGAGAACGUUGUUAUCAACGAAGAGCUAAUGGAUAGUGAAACAAAUUAAAACAUAGUAAUAGGAGAAAAAAAAAUUAUUGUUGUUACCAACAUUAUCAUUUGGUGAUCAUAUAUCAAAUCGAGGAGGCAAAAUGUUUUUGGGUCACAGUGCGUUUUGUUUUACUGCUCUGUUCAAAUCUUACUAAUUAACUAACAUUUUACAAAAAAAAACUAAAAAGUUUACGCAUCGUUUAUGGUUCAAUUCAUAGCAGCUAGAAAUCAAUUGUGUUGUCACUGUUUUGCAUAAAAUAUGGUUUAAAGAAAGUAUAGGUUCAUACAUAAAUUUUAUUGCAAAGCAAUUUAUUUUUUUGAAUUUUUAUGAUUCAUUUUUGUGAAUCAAUCUCAACAAAGAAAUACGAUUUCAUGCUAUGCUAUUUAAAUUCAAAUAUUCCGUAAAUUAUUAAUAAAACAAAUUCAAAAUUUUUCAUCAAUGAAGCCAUUUCAGUUGAGUAACAAUCAUAACAUGUAAUAUUUUAUUUCUUGUGCAUAUCUUGGCAUUUUUGUUAAGGAUAGCUCUGCAGUAAGUAAAGACAAUGCGGAAAUUUUCGGCAAUAUCAUUACCGUACCAUUGAUCGCUUUUUAGACGCGCAGAGAUGCCUUGCCCAACAGCUGCUAAAACGACGUAAGAUUCUAAAUUCGCACAUCAACUCGAAUACCUUAUUACUAGAUUGAAACUUGUCGCGGAGGAAAUCGUGUAGUUCAUCCUUGGUUUGACAUUACAUCUUAUACCCACCCAUCAUUUUCAAUUUUCUUGCUUGAUUAGUUUGGUUUACUAUCAUUCAGCAAGUGAAAUGAGUGUAGACUAGCUGAUCUUAAUGUUGAAUUUAUAUUCGCCCGAAAAGGUGAUAGCUCAAAAUGGAAGAAUAUCAGCUAUCAACUGGUCACUUGAAACAGAAUUUCUUCUACUACAUUCAACUUUUACCAUAUUUGAAAUAUAUGACAAUACGCAAGAAUUAUGGCAAAAAUUAAAUUCAAAUGAUAACGUAAAGGAUGCUGCGAUGCAAACUGUAAACUCGUUCUUCUCGAAUUCAACGCAAUGACACUUAGUUCGGUCUGACUUCACUGCAAAUGUUCAGCUCUGGUGGUGAAUUAUUGUUCUGCUGCCGCUUACGUGGGUUUCCUUGGUCCAAUUAUCGCUGCUCACGGGAUCGUCAGAGCGAAUUUCUGAACCCGUAGAUCGAAUGAAUGACCUAUAGCUUACUUUUCGCUAAUUCCGGCAGUCGCGCUAAUGCACUGAGUGCACGCUGCUCUGAAAAUCUAGUGAAAUCAUCUUAGGGCACCAGCGGCUGCUCGUGGGUCAUAAGCGCGACUUCCGGAUGGUUAAUCGGAGUGCGUUGAGGCAAAACAGGUUGAUACUUACUUACUACCGAGUUUGAUGUGACCUCGACGAGACGCAGCAUCAAACUGACUGGGUAGGGUGGCCGAAGAAUUAUUACUUCUGGUCUAAGAUUGCCAUUACAAUUAGUAUUGUUUUUGUCUAUAUUACUACUAUAGUCGUGUAUAAUAUUGUACACUUUCAAAUGUUUUCUUACUUUACAUUGGUCCUAGUGUGUAUCCCUGCCAGAUCGUGCUUCUCUGCUUUAUCUCGGUGGUUAGUGGUUCGCGGGAUUUUGAUGCCGUAGCACAUCUUCUACGUAUCUUCAUCAAAGUUUAUUGACCAUUUUCUACUGGUAUUCUUCUUCUUGUCUUCAUGUCGUUUUGAUUUUUCGCUUCCGCGUAGCUUGAUAUUUGGUUUGUCUUGUAUAGUUACUGUUUGUUUUAUUUACUCUUAUUUAUAUUCGGAAUUCGACGUUACCCUCCUUGGGAUAUUUGAAAUACUGUUUCAUUCAUUCAUUUAGGCAGGUCACAUUUUCGACUCAAUUGCUCAAUUUUACCUCUAAUAGAACGCCACCAUUUCGACACCGAUGGCUAGAUGUUAUUUCGAGUUAUUUCGAGCAACCGUGUAAAAAAAGUCCGUGCUAUUUUGAGAAGGCGUGCAAAAAACCGUGUUAUUUCGAAAAUCCGUGCAAAAAAUCUGUGCUAUUUCGAGAAACCGUGCAAAAAAAAAUCAGAAAGAUUUUUUUUAACAGGUACAUAUUUGGUUAUGGUAUUUGAUCAUGAAUACUGUUGGAUAUUUUCAAUGUACAAAGGGGUCGUCAAUGUGCCAAGUAGAUAUUUUUGUUAUAAAAAUAUAAGUUUUUUUUAUUCUGUUCCUUAGUUACGUCCGUUGAAAAUAGUCAAAAUGGUAAAAUAUUUCAACUAUUUGGAGUUUGUCAGCUUUUUCUAGAUUACUACAGUGACUUUGAACUUUUAAAAUGCACCAGCAUAGCAAAUGCGAUACAAAACAUGUUGUAUGCACACAAAAUCUUGAAGCAAAAAAAAUUGUUUUUGGGAACUUCGACACAAAAAAUUUGCUAUGUUGUCAUUUUUAGCCAAUGUUCGAAUUUGUAACAGAAGAAAACUAUACCUUUCGAACAGUAUACUGUCAUAUACAGUUUUGUAAAAAAUAUUGUGCGAUUGUGGGACAACAAUACCAAAAUUAUAAUUUGUUGCGAUUUUUUCGUGUAAAUGGUUAUCUUCUCAUUAAAAGCACCUUCAUGAAAAGCCAAAAAAAAAUCACUUUGAUACAAAGACAUUAGAAAUGUUAAAAAUUCUCGAUUUUUAUCUAUUGAUUGGUUUUUACUUAAUUCACUCUCUUUCCUGAAAAGUAGCAGUAUUUACUGUUUUGCAAUAUUGACAGACACUUCUUUGAACAGAGAAAGGACAAAAAUCGAAAACGGAAAAAAGCAGUUUUUUCCACACCGUGUGUUAGAUCUUCAAAAAAAUCAAUCAGCAUUACUGUAACAACAUUAAGUUGAUUGAUUUUCAUGAAGAUCUAACACACGUUGUGGAAAAAAACUACUUUUUUCGUUUUAGAUUUUUGCCCAUUCUCUGUCCAACGCUAAGGGGUUUGAAGCAAAUGGAAUUAACGUUUGGAUUCUUAUCAGUUUACAAUCGCCCUCUUGCAGGCAGAUUAUUUGAAGCCAUCUGUCUGACAAUCCUCUGCAGUGCACUUCGGUCUCUGCAUGCAGUAUUGCAAAU
This is a messenger RNA of Topomyia yanbarensis, 5151 nucleotides long. It is a transcript of the gene Su(var)2-10, whose product is annotated as E3 SUMO-protein ligase PIAS2. Gene Ontology annotation, molecular function: transcription coregulator activity; zinc ion binding; SUMO ligase activity. Gene Ontology annotation, biological process: protein sumoylation; regulation of transcription by RNA polymerase II. Lineage: Eukaryota; Metazoa; Arthropoda; Insecta; Diptera; Culicidae. The record is from RefSeq and is a predicted model, not a curated record. The transcript has 10 exons. The coding region runs from base 338 to 2101 and encodes 587 amino acids.